UUUCAGAGAUCAAAAUCUCUUGCGAUGACCUCAAAUCUAUCACAGUACAACUUGAAAAGUACAGGUGUGAAGAGGUUAAUGAAAGAAGCGGCUGAAUUACGCAAUCCAACAGAUAUGUACUAUGCUCAACCACUUGAGGAUAAUCUGUUCGAGUGGCAUUUUACUGUACGUGGACCGGCCGAUACGGAUUUCGAAAAUGGUAUUUAUCAUGGACGAAUACUUUUGCCAGUGGAUUAUCCGAUGAAACCACCAAGUGUGAUACUGCUUACGCCAAAUGGUCGCUUCCAGUUGAAUCAGAAGAUAUGUCUUAGCAUUUCAGGUCAUCAUCCUGAAUCUUGGCAACCAUCAUGGUCUAUUCGAACCGCACUUUUGGCUCUUAUCGGUUUUAUGCCAACACAUGCAGCUGGUGCACUAGGCUCGUUGGAGUAUCCAUCAGAAGAACGUCGGAGGCUUGCUAAAAUAAGCCAUGAAUGGGUUUGUAAGGAAUGUGGUCUGUGUAUGAGAAAUGCAUUAGCAAGUAAAACGGUAUCUGGCGAUAACGCAGAUGCCAUAGAAGCACGGCGUUUGGCUACGCAAAUUUCAAUGAAAGAGGGGAAAGAAGCAAGAAAGCAGGAAGCAGUUGAUGACCAAAAUUUAUUCGUUCCAAGUGAUGCCUCAUCGAUAAAUGACGUUGUCUUGGAUAAUUCCGCUGAUAUAUCUGAAACUUUACAUCACAGACGGUCAUUGUCCCAAUCACCAGCCUCCAUCACCUCCGUCCGUAGUGAUGAUUUACAAUUAACAUCACGCUUUUCCUGGGAAUUAAUUUUUAUCUGGUUUUUUUCCGUAAUUGUCGUAGGUUUGGUUUUAAGAAGAUUUUUUUUCGUACAGAAUAGCGCGAUAGCUUAAUUGUUUAUUCAUUGAGUAUAAAUUUAGUUGUACCAGCAUUUGCACGCUAGAUAUGCUGCCUUUCCUUAUUUCCUUUGUUUCCCUCUCUUUCUGUUUUAUAAUCUCUGCAGCAAUAUGUAUGUAUGCUUAGAAAGAAUUAUGUUUGCUAUGAUAUAUGCAUACAUAAAAUGG
Molecule: messenger RNA, 1056 nt
Organism: Loa loa (African eye worm)
Lineage: Eukaryota; Metazoa; Nematoda; Chromadorea; Rhabditida; Onchocercidae
Exons: 7
Coding region: 25-885 (286 amino acids)
Source: RefSeq, a predicted model, not a curated record